Messenger RNA from Fomitopsis serialis, 843 nucleotides. Its product is annotated as AdoMet dependent proline di-methyltransferase-domain-containing protein. Lineage: Eukaryota; Fungi; Basidiomycota; Agaricomycetes; Polyporales; Fomitopsidaceae. Gene Ontology annotation, molecular function: N-terminal protein N-methyltransferase activity. The coding region runs from base 1 to 843 and encodes 280 amino acids. The transcript has 4 exons. Gene Ontology annotation, cellular component: cytoplasm. Gene Ontology annotation, biological process: N-terminal protein amino acid methylation. The record is from RefSeq and is a predicted model, not a curated record.
AUGGCCGAGCAAAUAGUUCUACCUGAGCCCGACGUACAAGCGGGAAUAGAUUACUGGGCGAGUCAACCGGCCAAUUAUGACGGCGUCCUCGGCGGAUUCGGGGAAGGCUCUCUACCGAGAAUCGACGCUCUCGGCUCGCGCCAAUUUCUUCUGUACCUCAUGCCUGAACUCAGCACGGUACCUUCAGCGAUUCGAUCACUGGCUGCUCCCAAGGAGCUGUCAUACCGGACACGCGCGCUGGACGUCGGCGCCGGCGUAGGCCGCGUCACGGCGGACGUGCUCCUGCACCUCGUAUCCGACAUCGUCCUGGUCGAGCCCGUAGAAAGCCUCGCCAAGGAAGCCCUCUCACGCGGCCGCGCGAGCGAAAUCAUGACCGGGAAGGCCGACGCUACGUUUGUUCCGUGGAAGGGCAUCUCAGCGAAGGCGAAGAGCGUUUCUUUCACUCAAGACACUCUGCAAGGCGUCGAUCCAUGUCACCCGUCGAAAUCCCCGACUUUUCUGGACCGCGUCGGAUAUGUCCCGAACCACAAUGACCUCGAUGAGCCGUUCGACAUAGUCUGGUGUCAGUGGUGUCUCGGUUCUCUGAGCGACUCGGAUCUCGUAGCCUUCUUGCAAAGAGGUCGUAGUUCCCUCAGGGACCCCAAUCGGAGUGUGAUUAUUGUGAAGGAAAAUUGCUGUUCUGAUGACGACGGGCAGCCACAAAGCAUAUUCGACGAGACUGACUCAAGUAUAACGAGGUCUGAUCUUGCAUGGAAGAAGGCAUUCAAGGAUGCAGGUCUGGCAUUAGUUCACGAACAAGUGCAGCGGGGCUUCCCUGAAGGUCUAUACACUGUGAGAAUGUGA